Molecule: messenger RNA, 1011 nt
Organism: Puma concolor (puma)
Lineage: Eukaryota; Metazoa; Chordata; Mammalia; Carnivora; Felidae
Gene: WARS2
Product: tryptophanyl tRNA synthetase 2, mitochondrial
Biological process (GO): mitochondrial tryptophanyl-tRNA aminoacylation
Cellular component (GO): mitochondrion; mitochondrial matrix
Molecular function (GO): tryptophan-tRNA ligase activity; ATP binding
Source: RefSeq, a predicted model, not a curated record
AUGGCGAUGCGCUCAAUACGGAAGGCGCGUGGGUGCUGGAGCUUCAUCCGGGCACUUCAUAAAGGACCCGAAGCUGCUCACGCUCCCCAGAAAGAAGCCGUAAAGCGAGUGUUCUCUGGCAUUCAGCCUACAGGAAUCCCCCACCUCGGCAAUUACCUGGGAGCCAUUGAGACCUGGGUGAGAUUGCAGGAGGAGCAUGGCUCAGUGCUGUACAGCAUUGUUGACCUACAUUCCAUCACUGUCCCCCAAGACCCGGCUGUCCUUCGGCAGAGCAUCUUGGACAUGACCGCUGUUCUUCUCGCCUGUGGCAUAAACCCAGAGAAAAGCAUCCUUUUCCAGCAAUCUCAGGUGUCUGAACACACACAGUUGAGUUGGAUCCUUACCUGCCUGGUCAGACUGCCCCGGUUACAGCAUUUACACCAGUGGAAGGCAAAGACUGCCACCCAGAAGCAUGGCGGAACCGCGGGCCUGCUCACGUACCCAGUGCUCCAGGCCGCUGACAUUCUGCUGUACAAGUCCACACACGUUCCUGUCGGGGAGGAUCAAGUCCAGCACAUGGAGCUAGUUCAGGAUCUAGCACAAGGGUUUAACAAGAAGUAUGGGGAGUUCUUCCCGGUGCCCAAAUCUAUCCUAACAUCGAUGAAGAAGGUCAAAUCCCUCCGUGAUCCUUCGGCCAAAAUGUCCAAAUCGGACCCUGAUAAACUGGCCACCGUCAGAAUAACGGACAGCGCGGAGGAGAUCGUGCGGAAAUUCCGCAAGGCUGUGACGGACUUCACGUCGGAGGUGACCUACGAGCCGGCCCGCCGGCCGGGGGUCUCCAACCUGGUGGCCAUCCACGCGGCCGUGACCCGCCUCCCCGUGGAGGAAGCGCUCCGCCGCGGCGCCGGCAUGGACACGGCCCGCUACAAGCUGCUGGUGGCCGACGCUGUGAUUGAGAAAUUUGCGCCAAUUAAGAGGGAAAUUGAAAAACUGAAGAUGGACAAGGACCUGUUAAAAAGAUUGAUUUUGUAA